This is a messenger RNA of Phyllopteryx taeniolatus (common seadragon), 5489 nucleotides long. RefSeq lists its product as uncharacterized. The transcript has 4 exons. Bases 3828 to 4835 code for a protein of 335 amino acids. NCBI's taxonomy places the organism in Eukaryota, Metazoa, Chordata, Actinopteri, Syngnathiformes, Syngnathidae. Gene Ontology annotation, molecular function: oxidoreductase activity. The record is from RefSeq and is a predicted model, not a curated record.
GCGUUGCGACUAAGCAAGCGGCUACUUGUUCUAAAACAGCCCAAAGUUUGGAGAGAAAGCAGCAUUAUCUGCAAAAAUCAUCAUGACCACAUGAGGGAGUGCGUGCUCUAUGCUGGGCACAUCAGUAAAUGUUUAUUAUUAUGUAACUUUCCUUUUUCAUAAUUUCUUCUGUAAAUGAGUAUUCCCUUUUGAAAAGUGAGCUUUCAUUUCACAGUAAACACAAGAACAAUUUCCCAAAUGUUUGAUGACUUAAGCUAAUUGUUGACAAUUACUUUUUUUUUUAUAUCUAUAAUGUAACUUGGUCAGACUUUCAUUGGGAUCCAUCCAUUUUUGCAACAUAAAUAAUUUUAGUAGAAACAUUAUAUUUGUGUGUGUGUGUGUGCACAUUGACAAAUCUCAUUUGCAAUCCAUGCUUUGUAAUAUUGUCUUAUGGCAUAGAAAAGAGUGAUUUUGAAAGAAAAUCAAGGUUUUCUAACAUAUCUGAUGGGGUGUGCUCCUUUAUUUUAAACUGCAACUGAAUUCCACAAGACUUUUGCGUGGGUAGGCAAGAAGAGAUCGUUGCACAUAAAAGUGCAGAUGGAUUUUGAACAGACUAGCUGUUUGACUCAAGCCACAUUGCUGAUUAAAAAUAUUUUAUUUCUCAAAACACUGUAAAUAUACAUACAGUAUUUACCUGGCACUGGGUUUAUAACUUUUUGUUGUGUGUUAAACAGGACUUUUGACUGAGGUUGCGAUACGGUAGUAGUACGUGACCCUGUUUAUUUUUUCAGUUUACACAUUAUAAUACUGAUGAAUAACAUUUUCCCAAUGAACCGUGCUCUUUCAUGAAAUCUCCGUUUUAAAGGGAAAAAAAAUCACAAAUAAAUUUUUGUUAGUUAAAACCCAUGUGAUGUUACUGUUGGUUUCAAUCUUAUGAGUAGGCCUGUUAAAUUUCAAUGAAUCAUCCUUCUACUACAUCCUGACUUAAUGAGUUUGCGGUGAAUAGUCCUCCACACUGAUACAGUACUGAUGCAGUAAAAAAAAAAAACGAUCAACAAAAUAUUUUAGCGAGUUGACACUUGAGGCGGUAUAAGGGGAAAUCAAAUAGUUUCAGUAUUAAAGCUGUUCUCACGCCUCCCUGAAUUCUAUGAAUGGCUGUGACUACUUAGAAGCGUCACGUAACCCGUUUCAAAUUCCAUGAACAAAACAAACCAUUAAAGUAAAUGUGUCACGGAUCUUAACAACGCACCAUUGAUGGUCAGCAGCUACCUCAGAUGUUCACUUUUGCUACAUAAAACCAAAACUUUGUUUACUAGGAGCUAUUUAAGCUAAAUGAGCUCUUUGUUGCUUAAUAUGUGUAUUUCCAUAAGUUCAAUUUCAAUUGCAUAAACAACCUUCCUGCACAAAGAAUAAAGUAAUUAUUAGAUGGGUUCAAACUACAUUUUAAACAUUUACCCAGUUCCCAGACCUUCAGCUUAAAUUCAUUGUUAUUGACUAGAAGUGUAAGGAAUGAAGGAGACUAACUUGCACCAAACCUCCGAUAAUUAUUAACUCUCCACUACGCAUACACCAGGGUUAUUUUAUUUGCAUUUUGAAUUAGGUUUAGUGGUUAACUUCUCUACACACUUGUAUGAUGGUUAAAACAUUGUCUUUAUAGUUAAUCAAGGUAUUAGGAUAAGGACAGUUUGACCCCUGAAAUUAACGAAUUUAAUUGAUUUAUAAUUUCCAUUUAUUAGGAAGCCCAAAUAAUUUGGUCGUUGACCACUGUCCUGGAACAGAUUUAUUUUCUGUAAGUAAAUUCUCAAAAUUCAAUGUUUCCAGUAGUUUAUAGAAACAAUUUAUUUUACUCAAAACAUAUACCACGGUGGCCGACUGGCCAGAGUGUCAGCCUCACAGUUCUGAGGACCCGGGUUCAAUCCCCGGCCCCGCCUGUGUGGAGUUUGCAUGUUUUCCCCGUGCCUGCGUGGGUUUUCUCCGGGCACUCCGGUUUCCUCCCACAUCCCAAAAACAUGCAUUCAUUGGAGACUCUAAAUUGCCCGUAGACAUGACUGUGAGUGCGAAUGGUUGUUUGUUCCUAUGUGCCCUGCGAUUGGCUGGCAACCAGUUCAGGGUGUACCCCGCCUCCUGCCCGAUGAUAGCUGGGAUAGGCUCCAGCACGCCCGCGACCCUAGUGAGGAGAAGCGGCUCAGAAAAUGGAUGGAUGGAUGGAUAUACCAUUUUACUCAAACAUGUACUUAUAAAUAGCAACAACAAAAAAUCAUACGUACAGUAUACAGUAAUUCUUCGCUAUAUCACGGGUAACCUAUUACGGAUUCAGUGAAUUGCAGAUUUUUGUAAUCAUAUUAAUUUCGCCAAAUAACAGUAUUUCUUUAUAUACUUUUUCAAUUGCCGUGGUAAAAUAUACAUUUUCUAGCUUAAAACAAUAAAACCAAAUGAAAAUUACUUAAGAGAUUUCCGAGUGUCUUUGAACGCAUCGCUUUGCAUGCCUGUGAGGGCAACCAAGGGGUGGGGGAGCGGAGUUUGUUGAUGCCAUAAGUUACGUCUCACAGUAACUGGGUUUCGUUACUUUAUCAAUAAAUGUGAGAUAAAUAGACUAACGUUGCGGCGUAUAUCAUUGGAAGAUGUUACAAUACUUUAUUUUAAGCCCACGAUGCCGCCCAAAUGUUCUGUGCCAGCCAAGGUACCUGGCAGUUGGCAGCAGAGGAGGCUGGGACCUGUAACAGCUAACUAGCAGUAAAGAUGCACCUUCUCGACCUGAUGAAGGAAGUGAGGUUUGUGCCUGUCAGCAGCCAUUAUGGCAUAAGAAAAAGAAGAAGAAUCACCUUUUAUUGUCAUGAACAUGCAUGCAUGUAUGCACAUGAAAUUUGUUCUCUGCAUUUUACCCAUCACAGUGAACACAUACACAUGUUAGUGGAACACACUGGAGCAGGGGGCAGCUGAAGCACCCGGGGAGCAUUUCGGGGUAUCAGUGUCUUGCUCAAGGACACCACAGCCGUGAGUCCAGGGUAUGUUGGCGGAUGGUCCAGUCGGGGUCUUGAACCUAGGUCCCCCACGGUGGCAGGCGAUGAUCUUAAGCAUUGGGCCACGGCUCCAUAAAUAAAUUAAUGGAAAUUGUGUCAGAGUGACAGCUGUAAUGCUCUUUCCAGCUGUGCAACGCAUUUAAAAAUCGGCAUCAACUUCAACGCUGAGUACCCUUAUAAAAUGUUACAGCCAUCCAUCCAGUUUUCCGCUCAUCUUCACUUUGUUGUUAGUAUUAUUUAUGUUUAAGAGUAUACUGUAAAAAGUCAUCAAGCGUGUAGGAAAUGUUUAUGAGUAUGGUAGAGCUUAAUAACAGUGUGGGAAAGAUUAAUAAGUGUGGGACUGGGGAGAUUCAUACAGCUUUAAAAUGUGUAAAAAAAAUAAUUUAAAAAAUAAAAACAUGGCCACCACUUUGCGGCUUUCACCUAUUGCGGGGGUGGUCCGGAACCUAACUCUCGCCAUAAACUAGGGAUCACUGUACAUGAACUGAUACGUUUCCACUGUCAAAACACUAGAGCUGUGAACGAGCAGUUUUAAAGCAUUUAACAGUGGAAUUGCUUGACUUUUUACACCCUACACACAUACAUCACUGAAAACAUUUGAGUGAGAUAAGAUCAACUCUAUUUAUUGGAAUUGUGUUGUAAGGGAUGUACAGUACAGGCAUGUCAGUUUGAUUUCACAUGCAAUACCAGAUAUGAGGCAAUGAGGUGUCAGAAGUCACAUGCUAACCUGAACAAAUUGUGUUAUAACAUUCACCAGUAUAAAGAACUGGCUGAUGGGGUGCACCAACAGAUGCUUCACAGAGAAUGAUUUACUGACUCCUCGCCAACAUGAAUGCCUCUUUAUCCACCUCCCAACUCCUUUGCAUCAUGCCUGUCUUGGCUAUCCUGCUCCUUGCCUUUGGUAAACUUUUAUCCCGCCGGCAGUGCUGUUCUCCAGUAGAUGGACAUGGCUCCGCCGUGCUGAUAACCGGCUGUGACAGCGGCUUUGGAUACGAGCUGGCUCGAUGCUUGGACCGCAAGGGGUUUGUGGUCUUUGCCGGCUGUUUGUUUCCACAGGGAAUGGAUGCCCAGAACCUGGCCAGAGAGAGCUCCGGUAAUUUGAAAAUCCUCAAACUGGAUGUCACCAGUGAUGCAGAUGUGCAGCAGGCAAAGAGGAUUGUCAAGGAGAACCUACCAGAAAAAGGCCUGUGGGCAGUGGUUAACAACGCCGGCAUCUCAGACUGGGCAGAGAUAGAGUGGAGCACAAUUGAAGACUUCCGCCACAUGGUGGACAUCAACCUCUUUGGCUGCAUCAGGAUGACUGUGGCCUUCCUGCCUUUGGUGCGUGCUGCAAAAGGCCGGAUGGUUUUCGUGUCGAGCAUCUUCUCUUUCUUCAACUGUCUGAACAUGGGAAGUUACAGCGUGUCAAAGCGAGCACUGGAGGCGUUUGCCGACUGCUUACGGGUGGAAAUGGCCAGCUUUGGUGUGAAGGUUAGCAUCAUUCAGCCAGGGAACUUUUGCCAAGCCACCAACAUUGUGAAGAUGAAGACCCUGUCUGAUAUUUGGAUAAAGUUCGAUGAUGAGCGCAAGCAAAUCUUCAACCAAGCCUACAUUGAGCUGGCCAUCGAGUACUUUGUCUCAACAUGCAAGAUGGGCUUCAGCAACGCUGACAAGGUCAUCACUGCCAUGCUGCAUGCCCUUACAGCCCCUCGCCCAAGACAUAGGUACAUGGUAGUCUCAAUCAUGGAUCGGGUGUGCUUCCAGCUCUACCUUUUUCUCCCCACUGCGCUCACUGACUCUGUGUUUUCUCUUAGCUCUAUGUAUGCUAAAAGAAAAGAAAUGUUGUAUGUGAAGUAGGAAAAUACUUUUCAUUGUUUUUAUUUAACUCUCAAAUGAUGUGUAAAAUGACGUUCUGUUCGGUAAUCAUCUCCAUGUCAUAAAGCUUUAGUAGAAAAGCUCUUUUAAGACGAUGUCACAUAGAAUUAAGCAAAAGAGAAAUUCUUUCUUUCAGAGACUUCGGAGAAAGGUGCUUCAGUAUACAAAUUAAGAAAAAUAAGUCUUGAAUCUGAAGAUAAAUGCCCAUUAAACAACAAAGACGCGUUGAAGUUGAUGCGGAUUUUGAAUGCGUUGCACAGCUGGAAAGAGCAUUUAUUUAUGUUCUUCAUUUCACAUAUGGCCAUUUGUCUCGCUUGCACAAGAUAGCAAACUGCUUGGGGCACUCUUGUGUAUGACCUCCUCACUCCAGCAUCACUCAUGCCACAGAAUCCUGAUUGUAGAUGUAUAUAUGCAAUGUUAUGUGUUUUAUAAAAAAUAUAUAUAGACAUUUUUCUCUUGGGGUGACUGAUAAAGGGUCGUUUUCUUUUACUUUUGUGUAUUAAAAAUUUAUCACUAUGUUCAGAAUACCUAUCAUCAGAAUGUGUUUUCCUGAAAUCAAUUUGACAUCCUGCCCUUGUGAUGCGUGUAAUCUGUGGGAGCAAAAUAAAUUGCUAGUGCUCGUUCGAGCCUUGUUGA